AUGAUACAAACCGACCAGCCCGAAGACGGCAAGAUGGAUGAGGGGCUCUACUCCCGCCAGCUCUACGUCCUUGGAAAAGAGGCAAUGCUCAAGAUGCAGAACUCCAACGUGUUAAUCAUUGGAAUCAAAGGUCUUGGUGUUGAGAUUGCCAAAAACAUCGCUUUGGCUGGUGUGAAGUCGCUAGCUGUUUAUGAUCCCGCACCCGUCUCACUUGCAGACCUGUCAGCGCAGUUCUUUCUUUCCGAAGGCGAUAUCGGCGUUUCUAGAGCCGAAGCAACUGUUCCGAAACUGGCUGAGCUGAAUUCGUAUGUUCCAAUCUCGGUUGUUCAUGAAAUUUCUGAGGAAAUUAUCAAGAGAUAUCAGGUCAUCGUGGCUACUGAGACUCCACUUGCGAAACAACUAGAAAUCAACGAAAUUGCUCACACAAAUGACAUUAAAUUCAUCUCCACAGAUGUGAGGGGACUGUUCGGUCAACUUUUUGUUGAUUUUGGUGACAAUUUCACAGUUAUCGACGCCACGGGCGAGGAACCACGCCAGGGCAUCGUGUCUGAUAUCGAAAAAAACGGCACUGUCACUAUGAUGGAUGACAAUCGUCACAGACUCGAGGAUGGAGAUUAUGUGAAGUUCUCUGAAGUGCAGGGAAUUGAAAAAUUGAACGAUGGAAGCAUCUACAAGGUCAAGGUUCUGGGUCCAUUUGCUUUCCAGAUUGAUUUAGAUCCUUCAUGGGGAACCUAUAUCAAGGGCGGCUUGUAUACCGAAGUCAAGGUUCCAACUGAAGUUAAAUUUGAGAAGCUGUCGACCCAGUUGAGCAACCCAGAGUACCUUUUCUCUGACUUUGCCAAGUUUGACAGACCUCCACAACUGCACGUGGGAUUCAGAGCUUUGGACCAGUUCAGAAGUACUCAUUCUGACGCUCUUCCUGCGCCUUAUAACGAGCAAGAUGCUUUAGAGUUGGUGGAGUUAGCCACUGAGAUUGCUGCAGCUAACCCUUCUAUUCUGGGUGAAGAUACCCAGGUGGACAUUGAAUUAAUCAAAGAGCUUGCCUACCAGGCAAGAGGUGAACUUCCCGGAAUGACUGCGCUUUUUGGUGGAUUUGUAGCCCAGGAAGUCUUGAAAGCGUGUUCCGGUAAGUUCGGCCCCGUCAAGCAAUGGAUGUACUUUGAUUCUUUGGAGUCUCUGCCUCCUGUCGAGACUUUUCCAAGAAGUGAAGAUGCCUGCAAACCGAUUGGUUCUCGUUACGACAACCAGAUUGCCGUUUUCGGUUUGGAAUAUCAGAAGAAAAUUGCCAAUUUGAACGUUUUCCUGGUCGGCUCGGGUGCUAUUGGGUGUGAAAUGCUCAAGAACUGGGCCAUGAUGGGCCUUGGUUCCGGACCAGAGGGAAGCAUCAUCCUAACUGACAAUGAUUCCAUCGAGAAGUCUAACCUGAACAGACAAUUUCUGUUCAGACCAAGAGAUGUGGGCAAGAACAAGUCUGAGUGUGCGGCCUUAGCCGUUGCCACGAUGAACCCGGACUUAACAGGAAAGGUUGAUGCUAGAAGCGACAAGGUUGGUGCUGAUACCGAGCACAUAUUUGAUAACGAGUUCUGGAAUAAGCUUGAUUUCGUCACGAAUGCUCUGGACAAUGUUGAGGCGCGUACCUAUGUUGAUCGCCGCUGUGUUUUCUUCUGCAAGCCUCUUCUGGAAUCUGGAACAUUGGGUACCAAGGGAAAUACCCAGGUUAUCAUUCCAAGACUUACUGAGUCGUAUUCAUCAUCCCAAGAUCCUCCAGAACAGUCCAUUCCUCUCUGUACAUUGAGAUCUUUCCCCAACAAAAUUGACCACACAAUUGCGUGGGCCAAAUCGUUGUUCCAGGGCUACUUUGCGGAUGCCCCAGAGAAUGUGAAUCUGUACCUGUCGCAGCCUAAUUUUGUCGAAAGUACACUGAAGCAAAGCGGAGAUGUCAAGGGUAUCUUGGAGACAAUCUCCGAGUAUCUUCAGGGAAGACCAUACACAUUCGAGGAUUGUAUCAAAUGGGCAAGAUUGCAGUUCGAGCAAAAGUUCAACUACGAUAUCCAACAGCUUCUGUACAACUUCCCAAAGGAUGCCACCACCAACACGGGUGCACCAUUCUGGUCUGGCCCCAAACGUGCUCCAGAUGCUCUAGUUUUCGACAUUAACAAUGAAAACCAUUUCCAUUUCAUUGCUGGUGCAGCCAACUUACUGGCCUACAUCUAUGGCUUAAAGGGCGAUCAAGGCGAACCAGACAAGGAUGUGUACCAGAAGGUCUUGGAUACCAUUGAGGUUCCUCCAUUUGUUCCAAAGUCGAAUUUGAAGAUCCAGGUCAACGACUCUGACCCUGAUCCAAACGCCGAUGCUGGCCAGCUUGACAAUGACAUUAUCGAGAACUUGGCCUCAUCACUGCCACCACCAGCGUCAUUGGCUGGUUACAGGUUGAACCCUGCUGAGUUCGAGAAGGACGAUGACACCAACCAUCACAUCGAGUUCAUUUCUGCCGCUUCCAACUGUAGAGCUCUCAACUACGGCAUCGAGGUUGCGGAUCGCCAGAAGACCAAGUUCAUUGCCGGUAAGAUCAUUCCUGCCAUCGCAACAACAACUGCUCUCGUGACCGGCCUGGUCUGUCUUGAACUCUACAAAGUUGUUGGUGGAAGGGACAAGGUUGAAUACUACAAGAAUGGUUUUGUGAACCUGGCGCUGCCAUUCAUGGGAUUUUCGGAGCCUAUAGAGUCUCCCCACGGAGAGUACAACGGUAAGAAGUUCGACAUGAUCUGGGACAGAUUCGAUGUCAAGGGCGAUAUCACUCUCCAAGGAUUGUUGGAUAAGUUCAAGGAAGAAGAGGGACUUGAAAUCUCCAUGCUUUCGUACGGUGUUUCCCUGCUGUACGCCUCUUUCCACCCUCCCAAGAAGCUCAAGGAGAGACUUCCUCUUAAGAUCACGGAAUUAGUGGAAACCGUUUCUAAGAAACCAAUGCCUGCUCACGAGAAGACGUUGAUCUUGGAGAUUUGCGCUGAAGACCAAAACGAAGAGGAUGUCGAGGUUCCAUACAUUUGUGUUACGUUGUGA
Kuraishia capsulata CBS 1993 is the source of this 3060-nucleotide messenger RNA. RefSeq lists its product as uncharacterized. The coding region runs from base 1 to 3060 and encodes 1019 amino acids. Gene Ontology annotation, biological process: protein sumoylation. Gene Ontology annotation, cellular component: cytoplasm; SUMO activating enzyme complex. NCBI's taxonomy places the organism in Eukaryota, Fungi, Ascomycota, Pichiomycetes, Pichiales, Pichiaceae. The record is from RefSeq and is a predicted model, not a curated record. Gene Ontology annotation, molecular function: SUMO activating enzyme activity. The transcript has a single exon.